AUGGAAACUACUGCUGAGCACGACCCCUGGGCCUUCCCGGAUUCAACACAUACGGCGAGAUGCGGUACAAUUCGUGAUCUCAGGGCGACUAAAAUCACAGAUUUCUUCAAACCUGACCGCCCAUCAAAGCGCCGCCCUAUUUCUGGGACGUCGUUUCUGGACCUGCCAGCACAUAUCCGUGACAGGAUCUACGAAGAAGCAGGUGUUGGUGGCAACGAGUUUAUCGACCUGAAUAUUUGGUUGGCCAGAGGCUUGAACCUUUGUUGGAAGGACGAUGACGACCAGCCACCCAGUAUUGACGAUUGGACGGAGCCUGAGUGGCGUGGGCCAAGAUUCUCAUCGUGUUCUCCUUUCAACCGAACACCGUUCCCUGCCGCACUUCUAUGGGCAGGCUCUCACCUCAUUCAUAAUGAGGUGCAGGCCAAGAUAUACUCGGAGAACACCUUUGCAGUGAGCUUAGCGGGGAAUCAGAGCCUGCGGCCGUUGGAGAUGCUUAGCGACGCAGCUCUAAGAGAGCUCAGGGUUCUCUUCAUUAUCAUAUGUCCUUGCAAAUGUCUUACUCCUUGCUGCCAGGGACCAAAUGAAGAUCACAGCUGCUAUGAUUUCGAUGACCGGCCGGACCGCCGGGGUUUCUGGAGGCUUACGAAGAUGCUUGUUGACGAUGCCCCGCAUAGCAGACCUCUCGGCUGCAUCAGUUGGACUGACAAACAAACAUUAAGUCAAUGGGAAAGAAUCUGUGCCCGUUUGAGAGCGAAUUCUCGACCCCGUCAGCUUAGUCUCUACUUGGUGGCCAAUGUUGCUGAUCCACAAACUGCAAAGCGUAUCGUCGAUCCGCUCGACGGCUUGCCGAUAUUGAAAGACUUGGGCAUCAAUCUCGGUCGUCGUCUCAAGGGCUGUCAGAAUUUCGAGCCCAAGUCUUUUGUACGCCAGGUUGUGCAAAAGUUGACAGAUACAGUACCAUAUAAGCAGUUCCCUUUCUUGGACUUGCCACUUGAGCUACAGAUCAAGAUUAUACAACAAUCUAAAAUUGCUCACUACAGAAGUAACCGCGCGCAAUGGUAUGCAACUUCGCCUCCUCAUUGGCCACGGAAUGACUGGCACACCUGCCAUAGCAAGGAAAUAGACCAUUAUUAUUAUUCGGAGGCCGAGGAUACUUACCUCCUGGACGAGUCCGAGUUAGAUGACGUUAAACCCUUGGUUCGCCAAACUGCUUUUUGUUUUCUGGAAAACCCCGCUGCCUUCAACAAUCGCUGCAAGUGCACCCCCACUGGCACGCUUUUCGAAGUAAGCAAAGCCUUUUCGGUCGUGGCAGAGGCGGUAUACUUCACAGAGAAUAUGUUUUCUCUUCAUUACCAGAGUACCACCCGGGAUUUUGUUGCCACUGGCCAGGAUCAGAUCUAUCCGCUGGCCCUACCGUCGUUUCUUCACUUUCUCCCCCAUAGGUAUAUCUCGAGCCUGAGAAAUAUCUGCAUACUCCUUCCUCCAUGCACACCAGACUUCCUCGCGCCGGGCCAGUCUGCCUGGGAUGAAUGGGUAUGGUCCAUUGAGCUUCUGGAGCAGUCGGCGGACUUGACACGUCUAAGGCUCGAGAUUCACUUUUGUGAUCAGAAUAGGGACCCAUACUUACCUGGUGCGGGCCCAGAGCAGCAUCAGAUAACUGCCGAAUUUCAUCGUGCGCGGAUCUAUGGGGAUGCGAAAGUCGAGGAGGCCAUGCUGGAUGCGUACAAGCGGAUACUUGGUCCUCUGAAACGUCUGGGACCUGGACUCCGUGCCUUAGUGAUAUAUGUCUCUUGGCCAUUAUGUUAUUUGUCAAGAGAGAAACGAAAGGCCGACGAAACAAUGCUCGAAAGGAUGAUUAUGGGUCAAGAAUACGAUUCGGCCAAGUUCGGGAAGUUCAAAAGCAGCCCGUACAGCCAACCCAGGGACUAUCCUGGCCCUGAUUUUUAA
Messenger RNA from Clonostachys byssicola, 1947 nucleotides. The record is from the annotation of a GenBank genome assembly. Lineage: Eukaryota; Fungi; Ascomycota; Sordariomycetes; Hypocreales; Bionectriaceae.